Molecule: messenger RNA, 1085 nt
Organism: Acanthocheilonema viteae
Lineage: Eukaryota; Metazoa; Nematoda; Chromadorea; Rhabditida; Onchocercidae
Source: the annotation of a GenBank genome assembly
AUGUUAAUUUCCUUAUUUUUAUCAAUUUAUGCAGCGCUAUUUCAUUACCAUGCUUUCGUAUUCGAUCCAUCAGUUGGAUUUGAAACUCGCAGUACUGCUUUAUCGAAUCAACGAUUAGCAUUGGAUAAUUUAAUUGAGAGAGCUGCCGAUGAAGAGCAUAUCAAAUCAAUAAGUAAACGUGAAAUAACUGAUGACAACAUGCAGCAAAAAGAUGAACUACCUGUUGAUCACAAAGACAUUAAUAAUAGUGAAGCAAAGCCAAAAAUGCCAGUUGGCGCAUGUCAACAAUAUUUCGUCCUUGGUACCAUGAUUCCAUAUAAAAUCAUAUUACCAUUGUCGAAAUUAAUUUUUAAAGUACCAUCGUUCAAUAGUUUAUUCAAUGUGCGUAUGAUGGAACGAUUAUGUGCCAUCGAUUCGAUUAUUGAUAGUGAAAUUAGUGUGAAUGGUUUAAAUGCAACAAACCUAAAAUAUUUGCCAUUUUCUUUUAAUCUUCCAUAUUACACAAUGUGCUUAAAUAUGGAUGUACCAUCAAAUUCAUGCUCUUCGCUUAAUUCUAAUUACAUUAAUAUGUUCAAAUCGCUGAUCUUGGCAUGUCAAUCGGACGAAUCGUCAUUUCAAUGUCAACUACCCAUUGCUAAACAACUUUCAAAUAUGAUAUUUCAGAAAAGUAACGGGCCUAUAGAUGUUAAUCAACCAUUUUAUUUUGCUGUCGUUUUGCCGAUUUUACAAUCGAAUGAUGGUUAUUCAAAUCUUUAUUUUUAUUCAAGUCUACUUCAUAAGAUUCAAGAAGAUUAUAAGGAUGAUGAACUAAAAUUAGCUGGGGCGCAAUUUGGUGUUAAGGACGGAUUAUUUGCGCAAGAAAUUCGAAGUGAUGUACAACUUGGUGUAAUUCUUGGAAUUGAAUUUUUUCCAUUUUUAAAUUUACUUGCGAUGAUACUUGUUGUUGCUGUUGGUGCAGAUGACGCUUUCCUCUUCAUGUAUCAAUAUCGGAAACAUAAAGCGGAUGUUUGCAAAAAAUGGUCACCAGUGUUAUUAAAUUGCGAUGCAAACAAUACAAAGGAAGAAAAUUCUGAUAAAGAAGAGGC